Molecule: messenger RNA, 1478 nt
Organism: Cadophora gregata
Lineage: Eukaryota; Fungi; Ascomycota; Leotiomycetes; Helotiales; Ploettnerulaceae
Exons: 5
Coding region: 1-1107 (368 amino acids)
Biological process (GO): purine nucleobase biosynthetic process
Molecular function (GO): phosphoribosylamine-glycine ligase activity; ATP binding; metal ion binding
Source: RefSeq, a predicted model, not a curated record
AUGCUGAAUAAGUCCUUUCGAAUACUGAUCUUAGGGAGUGGGGGUAGGGAGCAUGCUUUUGCGUGGAAGCUGAGCCAAUCAAGACAUGUCGAGAAUAUUACUGUCAUCCCAGGAAAUGGGGGAACUUCUUUGGGGUUGCCAAAGGUAUCGAACUUCACCUUGGAACUGUCCAAUUUUACCGAGAUCGUCCUGUUUGCAAAAAGUAAGGAAGUCAAUCUCGUGGUUCCAAGUUCCGAGGGUCCGCUUGUUGCAGGAAUAACCGAUGCUUUUUUGAAAGCUGGAAUCGCUUGCUUCGGUCCCACAAAAGCGGCAGCAAUCCUCGAAGGUUCGAAGGUUUUCUCCAAAAGCUUUAUGCGCCGCCACAAUAUACCUACAGCGGAAUUCGAAGUGUUUGAUAGCUUUCCUCAAGCCAAGGCUUACAUUGAGGCAAUUCAGUAUCCAAUUGUCAUAAAGGCAUCUGGAUUGGCCGCUGGGAAGGGAGUCCUGAUGCCGAACAACAAAGAAGACGCAAUUUCUUGCUUAGAAGAUAUGAUGGUGAAGAAAGUCUUCGGGUCAGCCGGCGACCAGGUGGUAAUCGAGGAACGUUUAGAAGGUGAUGAGAUCAGUGUGGCAAUUUGCAGCGAUGGUUGGGAUAUCAAAAUGUUCCCAGCUGGUCAAGAUCAUCAGCGAGUGUUUGCAGGCAAUGUUGGUCCAAACACUGGUGGUAUGGGAUGUUAUGCCCCAACGCCUUUGUGUUCUGACAGUCAGCUGCAUGACAUAUACAGCCGUAUUCUACUGCCUACAAUCGAUGGAAUGCGAGAAGAAGGGACGCCAUUCGUGGGAAUGAUAUGCAUUGGAGUCAUAAUGACUAGCUCAGGUCCUAAAAACCUUGAAUAUAAUGUUAGGUUUGGUGACCCUGAAGCACAAAUCCUGUUUCCACUCCUCACGGAGGACUCUGACCUAGCUCUGAUCAUAAGCGCAUGCACCGAGAAGCGCUUGGCAGAGGUCACCAUGAAUUUUAAGCAAAAAUUUGCCGCCAAUGUUGUUCUAUGCUCGGUGGCUAUCCGACAAUGUAUGAUACCGGUUAUCCCGUCAGUAUUGACCAUUCCAAGGAAGGUUGCGCUCUGAUAUUUCAUGCUGGUACGAUAUCUGAGAAGGGACAACUGAAGACGUCUGGCGGCCGAGUUUUCGCAGUGUCUGCUUUAGGUGACACGUUAGAAGAGGCAGUGAAGUUUGCUUAUGACGGAUUCAAUGCGAUACAUUUUCAAAGGAUGUAUUUUCGUGAAGAUAUCGCCAAAGCAGUUCUAGAACGUGACUGCGGAACAGUGGGUACAAGGGAUUGACCUCCGUCCUACCUCUCUGUACCCAACAACAUCGCACUUUGCCGAAGACUUUUUCCAAACACUUCAAGCUUUUCAGGAUAUUGGGAAUAUGCUGAAGUUUUACGUUAAAAGGGUCCAUGGUCUUCUUCUCUAGCUAGGACGCCGUUUAUAUAGAAA